Molecule: messenger RNA, 396 nt
Organism: Penicillium soppii
Lineage: Eukaryota; Fungi; Ascomycota; Eurotiomycetes; Eurotiales; Aspergillaceae
Product: sucrase/ferredoxin-like domain-containing protein
Exons: 2
Coding region: 1-396 (131 amino acids)
Source: RefSeq, a predicted model, not a curated record
AUGAUUGAUAAGAUCGAUAGCUUCCUCCUUUUUAGCUCUUCCAAUGUCUCACUCGCUUCUUCCAAGACCGACACCACCACCGACGCUCUGGGCGACACCAACCUCGCUAAAGAAGGAUUCCAAACGGUCUCCUCGAGUGAUAAACUCUUUGAAAAUGUCGACCCUGCCGUAGAUGGGGAAGACUGCUUGCAUGACUGCGCAACAUGCACGGUCAAAUACCCCGCCAAAUUCGAUGUUGAUCACCAAGACGAACUAUACGGACAGGUCAAGGGUUGGUCGACGCAUAUGCUCGUUGCGACGGGGAAAUCAGAUUGGGUGAGGGACGUGGCAGACGAGGAAGGGAGUGUCAUGGAAGCGAUUGAAAAGGGUGGACUGGAACCAAGCAAUGGGGUAUGA